Notolabrus celidotus (New Zealand spotty) is the source of this 875-nucleotide messenger RNA. RefSeq lists its product as uncharacterized. The transcript is spliced from 5 exons. Lineage: Eukaryota; Metazoa; Chordata; Actinopteri; Labriformes; Labridae. The coding region runs from base 246 to 875 and encodes 209 amino acids. The record is from RefSeq and is a predicted model, not a curated record. Gene Ontology annotation, biological process: regulation of transcription by RNA polymerase II. Gene Ontology annotation, cellular component: transcription regulator complex; nucleus.
GAAAAUCUUCAGUAAAUCUGGGGGUUUUGGUGGAGUCACAGCGCGCCCCCGUCUGCUCGACCGUUAGGUUUAAGGUGGUAGUCUGCGCUGUUUUCUAUCAGUCUUCUCCUAGUCUUUGGUCUGCGAUAAUAUCAAACGCGUUUGAUAUUAUCGCAAGUCGCAGUGACGUAACACAAUCAACAACCAAUAGAUGAGCUCUGACAAAAGCGGAAACAGGAAACCGUACAUUCAAAGUGGAGGAAAACAUGGAGGAGCGUGAGAGAGAAGUACCGGCGGUGAAACGACGAAAGUGGACCGUCCAGAAGGAGGAGCGGAUGGUGGAGCUGUGGGCAGAUCAGCCCUGCCUGUUCGACAUAAACUCUCGUACAUACCACGACAGAGUUGAAAAGGAGAAGCAAUGGACCGAGAUAGCAGAAGCCUUGCAAAUGCCCGUUGCUGAGGUGAAAACAAGGAGCCUGUCUCUGAGGACACAGUUUAGCCGUCUCCUACGACCUCGACCAAGUGGAAGUGGGGAAAAGACUCUCACUUCCAAACAGAAGUGGAUCUUGAGAGGUUUGGACUUUCUCAAACCGUUCGUCACCCCUCGUAACACUGAGACCAGUCUUGUUAUUGAAGACGAUGAGACAGACACACAGGGGACAAUGGCUGAUGAUGAGGUAUCCUCUCUCGUUGAAAAUUCUACUCUGGACAAGGACAUCACAGAGUCUGUGUUCAGGCCUUGUACACCAGGCUCAUCAAGGUCCUCAAGCCCACCACCAUCAGAGCCCAGAGUCCACCAGUCUUUAAACAAAAAAGCAAGACGUGUCAGUGACAAUGAAAUUGAGCUUGAGAAGCUUGAAUUGCUGAAAGAGAUGUCCAAAGCUAAUAACAAAUAA